Messenger RNA from Dromiciops gliroides (monito del monte), 1904 nucleotides. It is a transcript of the gene C1H7orf25, whose product is annotated as chromosome 1 C7orf25 homolog. The record is from RefSeq and is a predicted model, not a curated record. Lineage: Eukaryota; Metazoa; Chordata; Mammalia; Microbiotheria; Microbiotheriidae. The transcript has 3 exons. Bases 406 to 1671 code for a protein of 421 amino acids.
UGGCCGCCGGGUCGGCUUCCUGCGCACGCCGGGCGCGCCUCCACGGCCGGGGAUGCUCGGGGCGGCGUCAGCCGGCCGGGGCCAUGUGACCUGCGCGUCCCCGAGGCGACGGUGGCCGGCAGGGAGCGCAGCCGGAGCCGCAGCAGAAGCCGGUCUGCCCGCCGGCCCGGCCAGGUGAGGCGCCGCCCGCGCCCCCUCCCCCGAGUCCGUGGCCGGUGCCCAAGAAGGUUGGAACCCUGCGGAGACCUGAGCGACCCUCACGGCAGCACUGGGAGGAGGAGGCUGCUGUCGUCCCCCUUUGGCAGCCCAGGAAACCGAGGCACGAGGGCUCCACCUCGGAUCCGCCCUGUGCCCGCAGCGGUGCCACAGUCCCAUCAGGCCUUGUGUAGGGAGAAUGCUGCCAACAUGUCCCUGCACUCGAUGCUUUGUGAGCGAAUUGCGGUCGCCAAGGAGUUAAUCAAGAGAGCAGAAGCCCUUUCUCGGUCAAGGAAGGGAGGUGUCGAAGGGGGGGCCAAACUAUGCAGCAAGCUGAAGGCCGAGCUGAAGUUCCUGCACAGGGUGGAGGCGGGCAAGGUGGCCAUCAAGGAGUCCCACCUGCAGAGCACCAACCUCACCCACCUGCGAGCCAUCGUCGAGUCCGCCGAGAACCUGGAGGAGGUGGUUAGCGUCCUCCACGUCUUCGGCUACGUGGACAGCUUGGGAGAAAAGCAGACCCUCGUGGUCGACGUGGUGGCCAACGGCGGCCACACCUGGGUCAAGGCCAUCGGCCGCAAGGCUGAGGCUCUACACAACAUCUGGCUGGGCCGGGGCCAGUAUGGUGACAAGAGCGUCAUCGAGCAGGCCGAGGACUUCCUGCAGGCGAGCUCCCAGCAGCCCGUGCAGUACAGUAACCCCCACAUCGUCUUCGCUUUCUACAACAGUGUGUCCAGCCCCGUGGCCGAGAAGCUGAAGGAAAUGGGCAUCUCCGUCCGUGGGGACAUCGUGGCCGUGAACGCCCUCCUCGAGCAGCCCGAGCAGCUCCCGCUCAGCGACAGCGAGUCCGACGAGGAGGCCCCGGGACUCCUGCAGGUGACCCGCGUCGACAGGGAGAACAUCGUGGCAAGUGUGGCUUUCCCCACAGAGGUCAAGGUUGACGUGUGUCGUCGGGUGAACUUGGACAUCACGACUCUGAUCACCUACGUGUCCGCCCUGAGCUAUGGCGGCUGCCACUUUGUCUUCCGAGAGAAGGUGCUGACCGAGCAGGCCGUCCAGGAGCGGAAGGAGCGUGUUCUGCCCCAGCUGGAGGCCUUUAUGGCCAACAAGGAGCUCUUUGCCUGCGAGUCGGCCGUCAAGGACUUUCAGUCUAUUCUAGACACCUUGGGAGGGCCCGGGGAGAGAGAUCGGGCUGCCCGGCUCAUCCAGCGGAUCCGUGUGGUACCGGACCAGCCUUCUGAACGUGCCUUAAGACUGGUGGCGAGUUCCAAGAUCAACAGCCGCUCGCUCACCAUUUUUGGAACAGGAGACACUUUAAAAGCCAUCACCAUGACGGCCAACAGUGGCUUUGUGAGGGCAGCCACCAACCAAGGUGUGAAAUUCAGUGUGUUCAUCCACCAGCCCAGGGCCCUCACUGAGAGCAAAGAGGCCCUUGCCACCCCCUUACCAAAGAGCUGCCCAGCCAGCAGUGAACUCUGACUAGCCGGCCUUCUGCCGCGAGCCGUCCUCGCAAACAUCCGAGGUCUCGCUGCAGGGCUCACAUCCGCUCGCUCUUCUCAAACACAGACGCACAGUGGGAGAGUCGGGGGAGCGCAUCCAUCCGCAGAGGCACAGCUGGGUCCUGGGGUCGCUGCCUUUGCACAAGGAGAGAAUGGCAUUUCAGGGUAGUCUGUCUACACAGCAUGCCGCAUUAAAUACCCAGUUAAAGACUC